Zychaea mexicana is the source of this 1164-nucleotide messenger RNA. RefSeq lists its product as uncharacterized. Gene Ontology annotation, cellular component: late endosome; tubular endosome; plasma membrane. The record is from RefSeq and is a predicted model, not a curated record. Gene Ontology annotation, biological process: early endosome to late endosome transport. The coding region runs from base 1 to 1164 and encodes 387 amino acids. Gene Ontology annotation, molecular function: SNARE binding; guanyl-nucleotide exchange factor activity. Lineage: Eukaryota; Fungi; Mucoromycota; Mucoromycetes; Mucorales; Lichtheimiaceae. The transcript is spliced from 7 exons.
AUGGUGCAAGCCAAAGCAGCAGCGUCACCCAACCCCUCGCCUUCAUCGUCCACCUCGUCCCGAUCACGCCCUACGUCCAUUGCUGCUCAUCCUCCUGCCAUCGUACCUUUGGAGCCGGAGGAGCUGGAAGAUAACCGCUUCUAUCGGUACAUCCGCUCGCACUUUAACCUGAUCUUUUCUCGCUCUACUGUCGUAUGCGUGCCUCACUCACGGUCCCUGGAAGGACUCAUACUGACAAAGGAUUUCAUUGAAACGCACUGCUACAAUACCUCGCCGUACUAUAAGGAGCAGUACCAAGCAGCGAAUGGCAAAGUGAUUGCGAUUGAGAUUCCGCUGCUAAGUACGGUCUCUGGCUUCAAAGAGCCGAGGACGCUGCAUGUCAUGGCCGAGGAAUUGGUCUACAUUGGACGGAAAAAGAUUCGAGUGCUGAUGAUUGAACGUCCCUUGGAAGGAGAAGCUCCUGUAUGGUUGCAUCCUGUCCCAAACACGAUAUCGAUCCCAACCGCUCGAAACUCCAAAACCGACCUGGACUUUCUCAACAUGUUUCCCGAAAACGCGGAGGCCAUGCACGAGCUUCAGUUGACGGUGCAGAAGUUUGUAGAUACGUAUGUGUACAUUCGAGGAUUCAACGCAUACACGGUGGAGAAGAUCCAGCACAUGUAUAUAAAAACAUACAAGACUAUCCUUCAAAGAAAUAAGCUCCUACGCGAUGCUUGCAGAUUGCAGACUGAGCAUGAUCAUUUUUUGGAACUAGUGGAAAACGUCGUCAUGGGAUUCUUGCACGAAAAGAUUUGGGUCCAGUCAUUGCGUUCCAUCUUACAUUCCCAAGACAACUAUCUCGACUCCAUCUGCAGAGCCUAUGCCCGGGAAACCAUCACGCUGAACCGGUACGCUGUGAGCCAUCCGAUGGCUAAUAUGUCGCUCGAAUGCUUCGAGGCAGCUAUCGUGUGCUUGCGCCGCGUUGAUACCGACAUUGCACCUCCGAUAUCCGUCUCCAUCGACGAAGAGCGGCCGUCGGGACCCUUCCCCGCAGCAUCCGACCAGCUGGCGUUUACCCCGCUAGAAAAGCUUACAUGCAUCCGCACAGUCUUGGAUCUAAUUACUGAGGCCGUGUCGACCUAUAUCAAGAGCACUUCUGUCAACAUGGUGCCUGAUGGUAACUGA